AUGCCAACGACAUGGCGAAAAGCAUCUGGCUGGACCCGCUAUACAGCAGAUGGGAAGGCUGUUGCUGUCGAUUACCCUUUAGAAACAACACUUGUGUUUGAUGUUGAAGUUUUGAUGAGUGAAGGGAAAUACCCGACGAUCGCAGUGGCAGCAUCCAACGAGGCGUGGUAUUCAUGGACUUCCCCUUACUUACUGAAGGAAGACGCUAAUAAAGAGCAGUUGAUAUCUUUCGGAAAUACAAAGCAGCCACGCUUAAUAGUAGGGCAUAACGUUAGUUAUGAUCGAGCUCGAAUCGCUGAUGAAUACUGUCGAGAGCCUUCUCGGAUUCGGUACAUGGACACGAUGAGUUUGCAUAUUGCAGUAGCUGGCCUCUGCUCGCAACAACGAUUUGCUUGGAAUCAGGAAGUCAAACGUAGAAAUCAGGAUGAUGUACAAACGGCAGGAGAGUAUCAAACGACUUUUUUCGAUGUUAGUACUCUGAAUAGCUUAAAAGAUUUGGCUAAAUUCUAUUGUCAGAAAGAUAUCGAUAAAAUUGUAUUUCCUCGUUUCCAUAAGAACUGCCCUCAUCCUGUAUCCUUCACAGGUAUGCUUCAUAUGGGAAGCUCCUUUUUGACAGUGACGGAGAAAUGGGACGAUUACUUGCAAAAGUCUUCUGGCAAGCAUCGAGAACUUGAAGAAGUAUUAGAUUCAAAGUUGAUAGAUUUAGCUGAAAAAGCGAGAGCUCUCGUUGAUGAACCCGAAAAAUGGCAAGCUGAUCCCUGGCUAAGUCAGUUGGAUUGGUUAGUCAAUCCACGUCAAAGAAAAUUGAAAGGGUCACCUAAAUGGUAUAAAGAUGCUUAUUGUACGAAAGAAGGUAGACUUAAAAUCUCAUUACGUUCCCGAAUCGCCCCUCUGUUACUAAGGCUUAAAUGGCAAGGAUAUCCUUUACACCAUAUCACAAAGUACGGCUGGUGCUUCAAAAUACCCAUUGACCAAGCAACGAUCGCUCAACGAGGAAAAGCUGUUGAACAAGAUGAGAAUUAUUUUUAUUUAAAAGUACCUCAUAAGGAUGGUGAAUCUGCGAAUUGCGGUAAUCCUCUCGCGAAAAACUAUAUUGCAUCCUUUGAAGACAAGGUUCUCAGCUCUGAAUAUGAAGCUGCUAGAGAAGCACUUGAAUUAAACGCAAAAUCAGCCUAUUGGAUCAGUUCAAGAGAACGCAUUUUGAAUCAAUUUGUCGUAUGGGACACUAAUAGUACAGUAGAUAUGAAACUUCCACAAAGGGAGGACGGAAAAUACGGCAUCAUUCUACCUCAGAUGGUAACUAUGGGGACUGUAACGCGACGCGCUGUUGAAAAGACAUGGUUGACCGCUAGUAAUGCAAAACAAAAUCGCAUUGGCUCUGAACUAAAAUCAAUGAUACAGGCUCCUGAAGGGUACAAAAUUGUUGGUGCAGACGUUGAUUCAGAAGAGCUUUGGAUAUCCAGUGUCAUUGGUGAUGCACAGUUUGGCUUUCAUGGAGCCACUGCAUUGGGUUGGAUGACACUGCAAGGUUCCAAAUCAGAAGGCACAGAUCUUCAUUCCAAAACAGCAAGUAUCCUUGGCAUCAGUCGUGACAAAGCAAAGAUUUUCAAUUAUGCAAGAAUUUAUGGUGCAGGAGUGAAAUAUGCUACGAGUCUAUUGAUGCAGUACAACCAAGAUAUGGAUUUGGAGACAGCGAAACGUCGAGCGGCUGAUCUUUAUUCAAACACCAAAGGUGAUAAAGAACAUUAUCAGAAAAACCCUUUCAAAAGACCGUUCUGGCACGGCGGGUCUGAAAGUUACAUGUUUAAUGCCUUGGAAGACAUUGCCUUAUCGAAAGAACCGAAAACCCCAGUAUUAGGAUGCACCAUUACGGAUGCUUUGAAGCCGAGAUAUACAGGUACCCAAUUUUUAACAUCAAGAAUUAAUUGGGUUGUUCAAAGCUCUGGUGUAGACUAUUUGCAUUUGCUGAUUGUGUCUAUGGCUCACUUAAUUGAACGAUACCAAAUUGACGCGAGGUUCAUGCUUUCUGUUCAUGAUGAGGUUCGUUAUUUAACCACUGAGAAAGAUCAGCAUCGUACUGCGCUAGCUCUUCAAAUUGCAAACGUAUGGACGAGAGCCCUUUUCAGUUACAAACUAGGUAUUUUCAACUUGCCUCAGACCGUAGCCUUCUUUUCAGCUGUCGAUAUAGACCAUGUUUUCCGAAAAGAACCCAGUAUGACAUGUUUAACACCCUCUCAUGAAGUAAAGAUAUCUGAAGGCGUCAGCUGCACAAUACAAGAUACUAUAGCAGCAUUAACCAGCGAGACAGACAAUCAUAAAAAAUGCCUGCUGGGCAAAUCAAAAAAGACGAGCGGAAGUAAUAUACCGCAAGAGACAGUUCAAGCUAUCAUCGAUCAGAUAAGCACUCCUAAAAUAGAUAUCAAUUUACCCUUCUUGAAAGCGCAGAUGUAUAAAGACUAUAAAAAGCAUAUGGACCCGUCGAUUAAUGGAAACAGGGAAACAGAAGAAAAAGUUUAUCGCCGUAGAAGAGUUAGAAAAAUAGAAGGCGAUGAAGGACACUAA
Molecule: messenger RNA, 2562 nt
Organism: Mycotypha africana
Lineage: Eukaryota; Fungi; Mucoromycota; Mucoromycetes; Mucorales; Mycotyphaceae
Product: DNA polymerase family A-domain-containing protein
Exons: 3
Coding region: 1-2562 (853 amino acids)
Biological process (GO): mitochondrial DNA replication
Cellular component (GO): gamma DNA polymerase complex; mitochondrion
Molecular function (GO): 3'-5' exonuclease activity; DNA-directed DNA polymerase activity; DNA binding
Source: RefSeq, a predicted model, not a curated record